Messenger RNA from Camellia sinensis, 468 nucleotides. NCBI's taxonomy places the organism in Eukaryota, Viridiplantae, Streptophyta, Magnoliopsida, Ericales, Theaceae. The record is from RefSeq and is a predicted model, not a curated record.
AUGCAAACCAGAUCCAAGUCUAAACUUUCUUCUUCUCUUCCUUCUUCUUCUUGUUUUCUUACUUCUAGUCCUGCUUCCUCAACUGAACCUCUUUCUUACAAAUCUGCUCUUACCUCUCCUGUUUGGUUUCAAGCCAUGUUAGAUGAAUAUUCUGCCUUGCAAAUGCAGCACACUUGGUCCUUGGUUCCUCUUCCACCAAAUAAACAAGCCAUUGGGUGUAAGUGGGGUUUUAAACUUAAGAAAAAUUCUGAUGGUAUUGUGGCUCGGCAUAAAGCCCGCCUUGUUGCUAAGGGAUUUCUUCAAGAACAUGGCAUUGAUUUUCAGGACACUUUCAAUCAUGUUGCCAAACAGCCCACUAUAUGCAUUCUUUUGUGUUUGGCUUUGCACUCUAACUGGUCUUUAAAGCAAUUGGACAUCUCCAAUGCAUUUCUCCAUGGUCGUCUGGAAGAUGAGGUCUAUAUGGAUUAA